Peromyscus californicus insignis is the source of this 1063-nucleotide messenger RNA. It is a transcript of the gene Timm9, whose product is annotated as translocase of inner mitochondrial membrane 9. The record is from RefSeq and is a predicted model, not a curated record. NCBI's taxonomy places the organism in Eukaryota, Metazoa, Chordata, Mammalia, Rodentia, Cricetidae. The coding region runs from base 415 to 684 and encodes 89 amino acids. The transcript has 6 exons.
AACAGAGCAUACCAAAACUUAAUUCUUAGGUGAUUUUUUUUAGAAUUCACUUGGGGUACUGGCUUUUCCUCCUACAUGUCCCUACGGGUUGUAUCGAAUCUGCGUCCGAGGCUCCACGCUCACCUUGACUUCAGUGCCCCUACGUGUUCUCGGCUCUCCCGCGGCGCGGCGCCCUCUUUUAUACUGACCCUCGGAUCUCGGACUCUUCGGGCACCGCAGCCCCUCAGCCCGGGGCCGGCGUCGGAUGCCAGAGCCUGUGGCUAAGUAAGAAAUCCAGCCUCCCUGAAGACAUUCAAGCAAAAGGCGGGGCAGUUGCUUUUCCAGAGCAGAAAGGAAACUCAUGCAUCAGAAAAGGUUGACCUCUGAAUCUUUCUGGAAGGGAGUCACGGUGAUUAAUAAACACAUUGAAAGAAUAUGGCUGCACAGAUACCAGAAUCCGAUCAGAUAAAACAGUUUAAGGAGUUCCUGGGAACCUACAAUAAGCUUACAGAGACCUGCUUUUUGGACUGUGUUAAAGACUUCACAACAAGAGAGGUGAAGCCCGAAGAGGUUACCUGUUCAGAACAUUGCUUACAGAAAUAUUUAAAAAUGACACAGAGAAUAUCCAUGAGAUUUCAGGAAUAUCAUAUCCAGCAGAAUGAAGCCCUGGCAGCGAAGGCAGGACUCCUGGGCCAGCCCCGGUAGAAGCGUGGAGACACAGACUUGCACUGGAAUGCCGCAGCUGGUGCGCUGGCCAUGCGGGUUCACCUGGUGGAACCCUGCAGCAGCCCAGCAGGAGUGGAGGGGAGCCAACUGUCUAACUGCCUGACCAAUGGGAACCCCUGGACAAACAAAUCACCCUUCACCAGAAAGAAGCGGAGCAGAAGGCCUUCCGGUUGUGAGAGUGGUAAGAGGCGACAUUGUUGAGGCCUUAAGAUUCAGCUGCGUGGUCACCUUGAUUACAAAAAUAAACCAUUGUUCCUUUCUUUGUGACUGUUAAUUUUAAAAGCAAAAUAUGUGUCCAAUCAUGUAUGAGAUAGAAAAAAUUUAUUACUAAAAGUAAAAUAAAUGAAAGUAUCACUGA